UCCACUUACCGAUUACAAACCAAUUUUUCGGGAAGAUCGAACCAGUUUAGCAAAUUCUUGCUCAAAUUUGUGAGUAUCAAACUUGCGUGGAUAUUCUGAGCUAGGAAUUGGAUUCGAGGGAAGCGGGGGUUUGGUAAUUUCGACGUCGAUUAUAUUACCUAGACCGAAUAGCGUUGGACCCAGAGUUAAUAUGCUGCUUGGCAACGGAGCGGCUCUAGUAAAUGCACAUUUUUCGGUUGUGGGUAGCGCCGAAAAUACUCACGUCACCUUUGAAACCAGAUUAUGCAACGACUUUGGUCGAGGAAUCUGGUGAGAUGCCCACGAUGUAGGUGAUCGUCCUACGGUGGUGAGUGCGUAGAGUAAAAAUCCAGGACCACGCAUGUGUCGUGUAUCAUCGCACACUUGCCAUGCGAGGACCUCCUGCGCUAUGUUCCCGCAGGGUGUGCAACCUAGAUCAAGUCUCGCGUCGUAUGCGCUUUUCGUUGAUGCAAUGGAGGUGUAUCCACGAUUUUCGAGAGGAAAAUCGUUUGUAGAGCCGCCGUCUGGAGUCUCACUCGACCCUCGUGAAUGACCCUCGUUCAGUUUUAGGGAUAACUACUGAGUCCGAAUUUCUCCCUUUCUUUCUUUGUCCCUGUUUGUUUAUGUUUAUGUUUAUGUUUUUUUUUUUUUUUUUCGAUCCUUCAUCAUUUUGGUGUACGUGUGUGAUACGUCCGACGUAGCCUGUCUGAGUCAAUCGCUGCUUUGGUUUAGCAAAUGCUGAGCACGGACUCCUAUGUGACAGAAAAAAAAGCAUAACUUAGUGUUUGCAACGUUAGAAGGGUUUUGAAUUCAGAGUUUACAUUAGAAUUUGGGAGUUGUGAGCAAAACCAAUCGGGUGUUUUGUUGACUGAGCGCUUGGCACAUGUUUACUGCCGUUUUUCGAGCUGAAAAGGAUUUUGGGACGGAGCACCACUGCAGCAUUAUGUGAGAGCGCACUGUGGAAGCUAGAACGUUAGACCGAUGUGGACUUUGGGCGGACUUUUGUUCGAGGGAGUUUGUGAGGAUUUAUUUACACCAAAAUGUCUGUAACGAUGGUCACUCAAAUUUAGGUUUCUUGGGGUUCAAGCAAUUCGUGGGCUGGUCUCCGUUCAUCUGGGUCGGUUUGUAAUCUUCCUGUGGUAUGUUAUUCCACCAAAAUGUGCUAUCAGGGGUCUGGCGAAGGUGGUUCAGAAGCUAAUAUGCACAAAUGGUCGGUCAGAUAAUUUUCUUGAGUGAAUCUUGAUGCCUAGGGUGUUGAGUUGGUUUCGACUCUCCGCAAGUUGAAUAAUCGUGACUGAAAGUACCUAGUUGGGGAGGUUGAGUCGAGAUUGAGUGGACCUAUUUUUGAAGCUUGAAGCGUUGUCAGCUUGCUUUGAAGAUCAUUUACGCACUAAAUCUUUUUUUACCGGGUCCACAGUAGGAGCAGGCUGAUAAUGACAUUGUAAUUGCAGAGAGAGAGAGAGAGAGAGAGAGAGAGAGAGAAGGGGGGAGGGAGAGAUGGAAAGUGGGACAGGUCAUCGCAGUGGCUCAGGACAUCAAGAUACAGAGGAUGGAGACCGAGCUCGAAUUGGUGAUCACUCGCAGGAGUUGGCCGAUGUGGAUCUCUCAUCUUCCCCUCGUACUCCGGUCCGGCAACAUGUCGCCGGGCUGUAUGCUCCUCGAAAGUUACCAUCGAUUAGAACCCGAGAAUCUGAGAAUCGAAAAGAAGCAGAAAAUGGCGAUAUCGAUGGCGAAGUUUUCGAUAGGACUGAGAGAGAAACUUUUAAGCUUGAGCUUUAUCGCAGUGAUCCUAUGGUGGAUGUCAGAGGGCUCAAAAGUAUGGGAGGGCAGCAAAAUGCAAUGCCUCACAGCCCUAGGGACCCGGAGGAUUACUCGAUGGAUGAUGCUGGCCCUAGUGAUAAUCCGGGCUAUGUAUCUCUGUUUAUAGAGACUCAGAUCGGAAAGAUGGGAACCUUGAUGGGUGUCUUUGUACCAUGUUUUCAAAACAUCAUGGGCAUCAUCUUUUACAUCCGAUUUACAUGGAUUAUUGGAAUAGCUGGAGUUUGGAACAGUCUCUUGCUGGUCUGUUUCUGCUGCUUUUGCACAUUUCUGACUGCUAUCUCCCUCAGUGCUAUUGCCACCAAUGGAGCAAUGAAGGGUGGGGGUCCAUACUAUCUGAUAGGACGGGCACUUGGUCCUGAGGUUGGCGUGAGUAUCGGACUCUGUUUCUUCCUGGGAAACGCUGUUGCUGGAGCUAUGUAUAUUCUAGGAGCUGUGGAGACGUUUUUAGAUGCUAUUCCUGCUGCAGAUAUUUUCCGGCGAACUACAACUGAUUUGUAUGUUGCGCCUUCCCCUUCGGCAGUGCCCGAAGUACUGCAAAGUCCUAGUAUACAUGACCUUCAGGUUUAUGGUCUUAUAUUCACAGCUGUACUUUGCGUAAUAGUAUUUGGUGGGGUCAAAAUUAUCAACAGGGUCAGCCCGGCAUUUUUGAUGCCUGUGAUUCUAUCUCUUUUCUGCAUAUUCAUAGGUAUUUUUACAGCAGGUCGGCAUAGUGAUUCAACUGGGAUAACGGGAUUGAAAGCGAGUACUUUACGAGAGAAUUUGGGUUCUCGCUACCAAUACACGAAUGAUGCAGGAAUACCUGCUCGUACUGGUUACUAUUGGGAUUUUGAGAGCUUACUUGGCUUGUUCUUUCCUGCGGUCACCGGAAUCAUGGCGGGAUCUAAUCGAUCUGGUUCACUCAAGGACACUCAACGUUCCAUACCAAGGGGGACCUUAUCUGCUAUUGCUGCUACCGCUACUAUAUAUCUUGUUUCUAUAAUAAUGUUUGGAGCUGUUGCUACACGGAAUGAAUUGUUAACUGACAGGUUAUUGACUGCAACAAUUGCAUGGCCAGUUCCAUGGGUUGUUCAAAUUGCAAUCGUUCUUUCUACACUUGGGGCUGCUCUUCAGAGUCUGACAGGGGCCCCUCGGCUGCUUGCUGCGAUCGCUAAUGAUGACAUCAUCCCUGUGCUGAAGUACUUCAAAGCGCCGGACGAUGAGGAGCCUUAUUAUGCAACGAUUUUUACUAUAUUCAUCUGUGCUGGCUGUGUCGUCCUCGGCAAUUUAGAUCUUAUCAGUCCUGUCACGACCAUGUUUUUCCUGCUUUGCUAUGGAGGAGUCAAUCUGUCUUGUUUCCUACUGGAUUUACUUGAUGCACCGAGUUGGAGACCUAGAUUCAAAUUCCAUCAUUGGAGUCUUUCUCUUCUCGGUGCUAUCAUAUGCAUCACUAUAAUGUUUAUGAUCUCGUUUGUAUUCACCAUAGUCGCCCUUGCGCUUGCCGCGUUGCUUUAUUGGUAUGUGAGCAUCAAGGGCAAAGGUGGUGACUGGGGUGAUGGAUUCAAAAGUGCCUACUUUCAACUUGCGUUGCGUAGUCUUCGGUCGCUUGGAGCCACUCCAGUGCAUCCAAAAAAUUGGUAUCCAAUUCCUCUCAUCUUCUGUAAGCCUUGGGGUAUCCUGCCCAGUGAUGUUCCAUGCCACCCCAAACUGGCAGAUUUUGCUAAUUGCAUGAAGAAAAAGGGACGUGGUAUGUCUAUAUUUGCAUCUAUCGUGGAGGGAGACUAUGAAGAAGAAGCGGAGGAAAGCCGAGUGGCUUGCCAACUACUUUCCACUUACAUCGAUCAUAAGAAAUGUGAGGGGGUUGCUGAGGUUGUGGUGGCUCCAAAUAUUGUUGAGGGUUUCCGCUUGAUUGUUCAGGCCAUGGGGCUCGCAAAUUUGAAGCCUAACAUUGUUUGUAUGCGCUAUCCUGAGAUAUGGAGGGAGCAGAGAGGUAGCAAUAUCCCGGAGAACUUUGUCAGUAUCAUCAACGAUUGCUCAUUAUCCAACAAAGCAGUUGUUAUUGUUAAAGGUUUAGAUGAAUGGCCUGGAGAGUUUCAAAAGCACUAUGGGACUAUUGACCUGUAUUGGAUUGUUCGAGAUGGUGGUCUUAUGCUACUUCUAUCCCAGUUGCUUCGUGCUAAAGACUGUUUUGAGAGUUGUAAGAUUCAGGUGUUCUGCAUUGCUGAAAAGGACAGUGAAGCUGUUGAGUUGAAAACAGAUGUGAAGAAGUUUUUAUACGAUUUGCGUAUGCAAGCUGAUGUUAUCGUGGUGACAAUGAAGUCUUGGGAAGAUCACCGCGAAGAUGCUCAAGUUGCUGAAAUACCAGGACGAGAUGAGGCUAUGGAAAAUUUCUCCAAAGCCCGCAAAAGAAUCGCUCAGCAGACUCUUGAAUCUUUGAAGAGAACAGGAAGCAGCAGCAACAACCCCUCUGAAUCUGCCGUACCCGCGGUAGAUGAACAGCAGGUCAAUAAAUUUUUGUACACGUGCUUGAAACUGAACUCCAUUAUCAUGCGAUAUUCAGGGCCUGCUGCCGUUGUUCUGGUCAGUUUGCCCCCACCUCCUCAACAUCACCCGGCUUACUGCUACAUGGAGUACAUUGAUCUUCUUGUUGCAAAUAUCCCUAGAAUGCUCAUGGUCCGUGGUUAUAGUCGAGAUGUGGUCACCAUUUUCACUUAAAGAGAGGGCGAAUGACCCUGUUUCACCCUUGGUAAGUGCCGAAGAUAUUCACCUUGUGCAUUCACCACUUCUACUGGAUUGUUACUACUGAGGUUACCAACUUAGCUAAGGCGGCUAUUGACGAUAGAUGUAUCGCAGUUCCGUUUCCAAUCGUUCUUAGGCCUUCAUAGAGUCUCAAUGGAAGUCUCAAAUUUGGAUCGACUUCCUGUUCGUUAGACAUGCAUAGCCCCUGACCAUUGUUGGGUAAUCCAAUUUUUUCUCCCUAGUGCGGUAGAGAAGGGCCAUACUGGAGGUGCAGGACAUAGACCUGCCCGUUAUAGGGUUGACGGACCCAUCAUUUUAAUCAGAUCUUUAAUCGGUUACCAAACUGAUAAAAUGUACCAAAUCCAAGAUCUAGUAUGAAGUUAUCCUUCUUUCCAACCAUUGCAUGAAUGUAGUGAUGAUUAGUCAUCAGAGAAUUGGGAUGCUUUGCAGGUUUUAUGGGGCUUUGUUGUCUCAAUUAUCAUUGUAUUUGAUUGCUGAAUUUUCAGCAGGAAUCAAAA
This is a messenger RNA of Physcomitrium patens, 5072 nucleotides long. Its product is annotated as cation-chloride cotransporter 1. Gene Ontology annotation, cellular component: membrane. Gene Ontology annotation, biological process: monoatomic ion transport; transmembrane transport. Lineage: Eukaryota; Viridiplantae; Streptophyta; Bryopsida; Funariales; Funariaceae. The record is from RefSeq and is a predicted model, not a curated record. Gene Ontology annotation, molecular function: chloride:monoatomic cation symporter activity.